This is a messenger RNA of Branchiostoma floridae (Florida lancelet), 1668 nucleotides long. Its product is annotated as beta-1,3-galactosyltransferase 1-like. Gene Ontology annotation, cellular component: membrane. The record is from RefSeq and is a predicted model, not a curated record. Bases 146 to 1084 code for a protein of 312 amino acids. Lineage: Eukaryota; Metazoa; Chordata; Leptocardii; Amphioxiformes; Branchiostomatidae. Gene Ontology annotation, molecular function: hexosyltransferase activity. The transcript is spliced from 3 exons.
CCAGCAUGGCGCGCGUCAGGGCCGGGCAGAGUUUGUAGGCCGGGCUGACUUCUGUGUUUCAUACCGCAGGAUUCCUCUACUCACUUCAGUUUGCGGCACCAGUCACCCUCUCACACAGCCACACGGUAGAAGAACCAUCAUCACCAUGGUGCGGGUGAAGGCCAGGCGGACUUUGAAGACACUCGUCAUCCUGUGCGUCAUCGCAGGAUUCAUCAACAACUGGUCAUAUGUCAGUCAGCUCUUACGCUUUGAAUCACACCGGAAAACAACUGAAGUAGUUAUCAACCCACAUCCUUACAAACUCGUCAUCAACAACCCCCGGAAGUGCAGCGGAAGUGACGUAUUCCUGCUGGUCUUGGUUACAUCGGCGCCGGAGAACCGCGCUCAGAGGUCCGCCAUCCGACAGACUUGGGGGAACGAGAACAACGUGCCAGGAACCGUCAUUAAAACUCUCUUUGCGGUGGGGAAACCGGGCAAACCCUCCAUACAACACAGUCUGGAGGACGAAAACAUGGUCCACAGGGACAUCAUCCAAGAGGACUUCGUCGAUUCCUAUAAAAACUUGACUCUCAAGACCGUCAUGUGUCUAAAAUGGGCCUCCAAAUUCUGUCCCAGCGCCAAGUUCGUUAUGAAAGCUGAUGACGACACCUGUGUGAACAUCUUCAACUUAGUAAAACGUUUGCAAUUCACGGUGCCAGAGGAAUUUGUGACAGGGUAUCGUUGUUACGCGAGACCGAUUAGAGCCGUCGAUGACCGUUGGUACGUAAGCGAGGAAGAGUAUCCCCGGGAGACCUUCCCGAGAUACCCCUGUGGAUUCGCAUACGUCAUGUCCAAUGACAUCACCGGCCUAAUCUACCAGACCUCUUUGACCCUGAAAUACCUUUUUCUCGAAGACGUGUUCUUGGGACUUUGCUUAGAAAAACUGGCAAUCGACCCCGUGCACGACACUCGCUUCCACCAUUCAGAGACAACGCCAUCUUGCGAAACUGGUAAAGAAUGGAUUGCCUUUCAUUGGAUAAAAACUCAUGACGGUAUGGUUAAGGCUUGGCAAGACGUCACCAGUUGCGAGGAAUCCCUGUCUUAGCUUGAAUAAGAUCGCCUUUAAGCUUUUAUAACACCUUGCAUGGGAAGAUGUGCUGAAGCUUUUGUGAACAUACUCUACCAGAGUCUAAUCUGCAGUGCUGCUCUGGGUCAUGAAUUGGGUUAAAUCGUCAAAUCUUUAACGUUAUCUUUCUUGAGCACAAGAUGAAUAGCUCGUUUUCUAUUCUAUGGUGCCAUCCCUUUCUCUUAUGACAAUUCAUCGGGAGGGCGCAAGGCAGUAAAAAGAUACAAAUACAAUAUAGUAGGUAAAUCGGACAUUGUAAGACGUUAAAAUUACCCAAGCGAUUAUCCAUGAUACAAAAGAUGCUGACAUCGUUUUAAGAUGCUCUAACGGUUAGCACGUAGUGACAUUUCAGGUCAGAGACAACGGAGAUGACUAAUUUUUAGAAGACUCACGUUGUAAAGGAGAACUGACAGCUUCAUGAGCACGGUGUAAUGUCGAAUGACACGAUGUUCAUCGCAGCAAAGGCCAAAUAACUAGUGUAUAAACGCUUUUGUCAAGCUAGAGGCUUAGACUGAUAGGCAGCAGUAUGGCUAAAAGGUUUCAUGUGUGAAAUAAAAAAGCUU